AAACCCUCUUCUCUUACCUCAUCUGCUCUCACCGGGAAGAAGAAGAAGAAGAAAAAACCCUCUCUCUCCCUUCGCUUCUUCUUUCCUCACUCUCUCUCUCCCAUCUCCCCGAAACAGAUCCCACUCAGUGUUUUAAUUUGUUUUCUGCCUCCAUAGAUUCGUGAUCUUAGUGUUUGUUGAGUCGAGAAACAGCGAUGGCGACAGUUAAUGGGUACCAAGGGAAUAUACCGGCGGUCACUGCAGAGGCCGGUACCGGAUCCAAGAAAGCCGUUCCCGCAGCCAAGAGUGGUGAUACCCAAUCUGUGCUCAAAAGGUUGCAGUCUGAAUUGAUGGCUUUGAUGAUGAGUGGAGAUUCUGGGAUAUCUGCCUUCCCUGAAGAGGACAAUAUAUUCUGCUGGAAAGGGACCAUCACUGGUAGCAAAGACACUGUCUUUGAAGGAACAGAGUACAGGCUUUCCCUUUCCUUUCCAAACGAUUACCCAUUUAAGCCUCCAAAGGUGAAGUUUGAGACUGGCUGCUUCCAUCCCAAUGUUGAUGUCUACGGCAACAUCUGCCUGGACAUUCUUCAGGAUAAAUGGUCCUCUGCAUAUGACGUGAGAACCAUCCUGCUUUCAAUUCAGAGUUUGCUUGGAGAACCAAACAUCAGUUCACCACUGAACACCCAAGCAGCACAACUUUGGAGCAAUCAAGAAGAAUAUAGAAAGAUGGUUGAGAAGUUGUACAAGCCUCCAAACGCAUAAUUUGUGAUUCGGAGAUAGGGAGUUUAGAGGCUUUUGUUUCUUAGAACUGACAUAGCAAGAUAUCAGUUUUGUUCAGCACAUUUUUUUCCCUUUUUUUUCUUCCUCAAUUUCUGUUUGUAUGUUACUUCAUAGUUUUUAAUUAAUAAUGAAAGAUUGUUACUUUU
Molecule: messenger RNA, 904 nt
Organism: Rubroshorea leprosula
Lineage: Eukaryota; Viridiplantae; Streptophyta; Magnoliopsida; Malvales; Dipterocarpaceae
Source: the annotation of a GenBank genome assembly